Colletotrichum fioriniae is the source of this 627-nucleotide messenger RNA. Lineage: Eukaryota; Fungi; Ascomycota; Sordariomycetes; Glomerellales; Glomerellaceae. The record is from RefSeq and is a predicted model, not a curated record.
AUGGAUGCAAUUUCAUUGACGGAAGCUCUCGACCAAGUCGCGACCGGCCCCAAUGGCAAAGAUGUUUCCUUCACCUUGGUCUUCCGUCCGUACCAGCUCUAUCCAGACUUCCCACCAGAGCCGCAGGACAAGCGGCACUGGUACACGACAGCCAAGCAUGAUGCCUCCGACCAGAAGCAAGAAGUUUUUGAAGCGACAAUGGGGGCCCUCGGAUCCGCAGCCGGAAUUAAGUUCUCCUUUGGGGGCACCAUGUCCAACACGUUUCCAUCGCAUCGAAUCAUCCAGCACUUUCAGGAAUCCAAGGAUCAAAAGACAGCGAAUCGACUAGUCGACGCGUUAUACAGUCGCUACUUCGAACGCGAGCAGGAUCAAAACUCCAAAGAUGUGCUGGUUGACGCAUGCGUUGAGGCCGGUAUCUCGGAGGCGGAGGCGAAGUCGGUUGUGAAUGAUGAGAGUGAAGGGAAGAUGGAGACGAGAAAUAUGAUUCGAAUGGCCGCCAUGGAUGGUGUUGAUUCGGUACCGUAUGUCAUAUUCGAGGGCCGUCGGAGGGAUCUCACUCUCAUCGGGGCCAAGGAGAUUAAUGAGUAUGUCAAGGCUUUGCAGACAAUUAUCAAAGAGAGCAAGUAA